AUUUCAGAGGGCACCACGUGAAUAAUAGCACGGUCUAAACGUGAAGGUGAAGGUGAUGGCGUCAGUGAAUGCAAUGAUCAUCUAUUUACAGACGAUUCUAGAUGACGAAUAUCGUCUUAUCGUGUAGUAAUAUACUACUAAAAAAUGGCUGAACCACAAGAGCAAAAGAGUAAAGAAAAUACAAGUGCUGGAUUAAAAGAUGUAAUGGUGAAGCACGAGAAACGCGAGGGUACGCUAACAAAUGGCGGGAAGGGAUCCGGCGAUGACGCAGACAGUCUUGAAGAAUUACCGUUGGAUAUUGGCGAACAUUAUCUUGUUCGAAGAUCCGAUGAUUCGUGGCAUCCUGCUGAAAUUAUACAAACACGUUAUAAUGAAAACGAAAGUCAUUAUGAAUAUUAUGUUCACUACGAAGGACAUAAUAGAAGACUGGAUGAAUGGGUACCUCGUGAUAGAAUUAUGUCUAGUAGAUUUGAUAUGAGUGAUCGAAGUUGGAAAAGUGGAGAUAGAAAUUCUAGCAAUGAUUUAUUAGCAGAUUCUUCUGAUCGUAAAAUUACAAGAAAUCAAAAAAGAAGACACGAUGAAAUUAAUCACAUACAAAAGACUUAUGCAGAAAUGGACCCAACGACUGCUGCUUUGGAAAAAGAACACGAAGCUAUAACAAAGGUUAAAUAUAUUGAUAAAAUUCAAAUUGGAAAAUAUGAAAUUGAUACUUGGUACUUUAGUCCAUAUCCAGAAGAAUAUGGUAAACAACCAAAACUUUGGAUUUGCGAAUAUUGCUUGAAAUAUAUGCGUCUUGAAAAAACAUAUAGAUAUCACAUGAGUGAAUGUACUCAUAGACAGCCUGUUGGAAAAGAAAUAUAUCGUAAAGGAACACUGAGCAUUUGGGAGGUGGAUGGUAGAGAACAUAAAAUUUAUUGCCAGAAUCUUUGCUUAUUAGCAAAAUUAUUCUUGGAUCAUAAAACACUUUAUUUUGAUGUUGAACCGUUUCUUUUCUAUAUUUUGUGUGAAGUGGAUAAACACGGAGCACAUUUAGUUGGAUACUUUUCUAAAGAAAAAGAGUCUCCUGACGGCAAUAAUGUAGCUUGUAUAUUAACAUUACCUCCAUUUCAAAGACAAGGAUAUGGAAAAUUGCUUAUUGCUUUUAGUUAUGAGCUUAGUCGAAUCGAACAAACCGUUGGAAGUCCAGAAAAGCCCUUAAGUGAUUUAGGAAAAUUAUCUUAUCGUAGUUAUUGGAGUUGGAUACUUUUAGAAAUUCUUAGAGAUUUCCGUGGAACACUUAGCAUUAAAGAUUUAAGCCAAAUGACUAGUAUUUCACAAACAGACAUCAUAUCAACGUUACAAAGUAUGAAUAUGGUAAAAUAUUGGAAAGGUCAACAUGUAAUUUGUGUAACUCCUAAAUUGGUUGAAGAACACAUAAAAAGUAGUCAAUACAAAAGGCCCAGACUUACUGUAGAUAGUAGUGCAUUAAGAUGGGGUGCACCACCUCGGAAAAAUGUGAAACCUGGUAAAAAGUAAAACGUGAAACGAUUUAACUCAACAAUUUUUGCUACUAUAAAAGUGAUCUAUUAAUUUUUUUGACUAGUUACGUGUUAUGAAUAAAGUAAAACUAAAGAUAGAGUGAUACUCAUCAUAAUAUUAA
Molecule: messenger RNA, 1639 nt
Organism: Vespa mandarinia (Asian giant hornet)
Lineage: Eukaryota; Metazoa; Arthropoda; Insecta; Hymenoptera; Vespidae
Gene: mof
Product: males absent on the first
Biological process (GO): regulation of DNA-templated transcription
Cellular component (GO): NuA4 histone acetyltransferase complex; MSL complex; NSL complex
Molecular function (GO): histone H4K16 acetyltransferase activity
Source: RefSeq, a predicted model, not a curated record